This is a messenger RNA of Procambarus clarkii (red swamp crayfish), 1135 nucleotides long. RefSeq names its product Receptor of activated protein kinase C 1 (gene Rack1). The record is from RefSeq and is a predicted model, not a curated record. Gene Ontology annotation, molecular function: protein kinase C binding; translation regulator activity; ribosome binding. Lineage: Eukaryota; Metazoa; Arthropoda; Malacostraca; Decapoda; Cambaridae. Gene Ontology annotation, cellular component: cytosol; nucleus. Gene Ontology annotation, biological process: rescue of stalled cytosolic ribosome; positive regulation of protein phosphorylation.
AAUAAUGUUUUGUUGUAAUAAGAUGACAGUAUUGAUUAUAGUGUAGUGAGUGAAGGGACCGGGGCGGAGCAGCCCUUCACCAGCGACCCUCACACCGUGCGGCCGUUGCCUCCACGCUCCCCAAUAAUCCCCCUCCAUCCGCCUCACGAUGAACGAGAGCCUUCAGCUGCGUGGGACCUUGGUGGGCCAUAAUGGCUGGGUCACGCAGAUUGCUACCAACAGGAAUUUCCCUGAUAUGAUCCUCUCUGCGUCACGAGACAAGUCUUUGAUUUUGUGGAAGCUGACACGUGAGGAGAAUCACUAUGGUAUUCCCCAGAAGCGUCUUCACGGGCAUUCUCAUUUCAUCUCUGAUGUGGUUUUGUCUUUGGAUGGACACUUCGCUCUGUCGGGCUCGUGGGACAAGACAUUACGGCUCUGGGAUUUGGCUGCUGGCAAGACCACGAGGCGCUUUGAGGACCACACUAAGGAUGUGCUGUCCGUUGCCUUCAGUGCUGACAAUCGUCAGAUUGUAUCUGGUUCUCGAGAUAAGACAAUCAAGCUAUGGAACACCCUUGCUCAGUGCAAGUACACCAUCCAAGAAGAUGGUCAUUCAGAUUGGGUGUCUUGUGUGAGAUUCUCCCCAUCAAAUAGCAACCCUAUUAUUGUUUCCUGUGGAUGGGAUAAGGCAGUAAAGGUAUGGAGUUUGACAAACUGCAAACUCAAGACUAACCACUAUGGUCAUGCUGGAUACUUGAAUACAGUAACAGUAUCACCUGAUGGCUCUCUGUGCGCUUCAGGUGGCAAGGAUGCCAAGGCCAUGCUCUGGGACCUUAAUGAUGAUAAGCACCUUUACACCUUGGACCACACCGAUACCAUAAACUCGCUGUGCUUCAGUCCCAACCGUUAUUGGCUGUGUGCUGCCACAGGACCUUCCAUUAAGAUUUGGGAUCUCGAGGGUAAGAACAUGGUUGAUGAAUUGAAGCCUGAUGUGAUCACUCAGAACCCCAAGGCUGAACCUCCACAAUGUCUUUCCAUGGCCUGGUCAGCUGAUGGCCAGACAUUGUUUGCUGGUUAUAGUGAUAGCAAGAUUCGAGUAUGGCAAGUCAGUGUCACUUCCCGUGCAUAAGUGAAAUCAAAUAAAAUUUUGCUGGGUUAA